Phytophthora infestans T30-4 is the source of this 2880-nucleotide messenger RNA. Its product is annotated as gamma-tubulin complex component, putative. The transcript has 17 exons. The coding region runs from base 211 to 2880 and encodes 889 amino acids. Gene Ontology annotation, molecular function: gamma-tubulin binding; microtubule minus-end binding. Gene Ontology annotation, cellular component: equatorial microtubule organizing center; gamma-tubulin small complex; centrosome. The record is from RefSeq and is a predicted model, not a curated record. Gene Ontology annotation, biological process: cytoplasmic microtubule organization; mitotic cell cycle; meiotic cell cycle. NCBI's taxonomy places the organism in Eukaryota, Oomycota, Peronosporomycetes, Peronosporales, Peronosporaceae.
GAGAGGCAAGCUGCCCGCUUGAAGCGCCGAGCAGAACGACUAGCCCCGCCGUCACGUACGCAUAGCAGCUCUGUGGGUACUAGGCAAAGCUACACUAUCUCUAGCGAUGCAUCAUUACUGCGAACACGCGGGUCCAGUGUCCCGACGGACAGCACCGACAGUCUCCGCCGACCUCCCGUAGCAUCCGCAUCAUCCGCUACGGCUGUCGCCAUGAGCACGCGUCGCAGCUCCAGUGCGCGCAGUCCGCGAGACAUCAAUGUUUUGGUGGAUAAGCUAUUAGGCAAGGUGCAUGGCGCGCCGUCCGCCAUCACUACGCGCCGCACGGUCGUCCGUCUCCAUGACGCCGUAUCUACAGCUCCACAGACAGAUGCAUUUUCAGUUCUGGAGAAGAUCAAGCGCAAGAUCGCGACAGACGCGCCGCAGUUCUAUGCCGAUUCUCACGAGACAGUAACACGACUCAAUGAGGUUUACUCGCGCUUCGUCAAGUUUAAGAACCUGGAUAAGAAAACUGAGGCGUUGUUGCUGCUGUACGGCCUGAUGGACACCGCUCCGCCUCCACUGCACACCGAGGAGGUUCACCACCGUCCAGAAUUUGCAGCUACAAGCAUGGACAAUUACUCGACAGCACCUACACCUAUUGAUGUCGACAGCUCGAUGUCUGAGGGCUAUGGAGACCACCACCGGUCUCAGUCGAUGCCAGCUGUGUCAUUACAUUUAGGUGCACAAAACUCAGCACCUGUUCCGUCGAUGGAGGAGUCCAAAACGGACUUGGAUUCAUUGGAAGAUUCGUUUAAAUUUGCAGUGGGAAUUGCUCCCGCGCACAAACCAAGGCAAGGAAGAAGCACCAGCCCUCGUUCACAUUCAGAAGCGCUCAAUGGAGCCAGAGGACGCUCGUCUUUCGACGUACCAGAGGAGGUUCUUCUGCGCGACGUUCUGUACGCGUUGCAAGCUAUCGAGUCGCGCUAUUUGUACUUUGACGACGCAGCCGACCGCUUUCAGAUUACGAGAAGUGUCGGCGUCCCAACGCCCAUGCGUGAGCUGAUCCACAUGUUGUGCGAUCUUGGCUGGAUCUUCCGCAAGAUUUCAGAGUAUAUCAAAAAGCAUCGUGAGGAGCUGGCGUUUGGCUUGGUGGGACAAAGCUUCUGUCAUGUGCUCAACACCGAGCUAGUAGAUUACUUCCGGUUGAUCGCUGUACUGGCAGCGCAGAUUGAUGAAGAUGCUGAAACGAGGCAGCCACAUGAACGUCGAGUUAGCAGCCUGACGCUGCGGACGUUAAUCGUCUGGCUUCAGGAUCCACUUGACAGAAUGCGGCUGAUGGCUCGUCUUAUCGACAGUGUUGACGGACUUCGUGGCGGAGCGCUUGCGUCUGGCAUUCACUCGCACGUACUGCAUGGCGAUCCAGACGUGUCACAGUCCGUUCAACGAGUACUGAAGCAGAUUGCUGCCCCAAUCGUUCGGAUGAUUAAACGGUGGGUCUUCGAAGGCGAGCUGGAAGAUGUGCAUGGUGAGUUUUUCGUGGUGGCAGAUUCCACCGUGAGUGAUGAUCAGUUCUGGGCCAAGAAGUACACGUUGAACUUGAAGAUGCUCCCCACAUUCAUUCCCAUAGAGCUUGCGAAGAAGAUCUUGGUCAUUGGGAAGAGUAUCAACUUCAUUCGCCAGUGCUGUGGGAAUGCCGAUUGGGUUAUGGACGCUGCACAAGAGACCGCCGUGAUCGGAAUGGACACAGCGCAUGAAGGAGCCUAUUUCGCAGAGUUGAAGCGACUUGAAACAGUGAUUGAAAGUGUGUCAAACUCUACCAACGAGUAUCUGAUUCGCACGUUGACGGAGAAAUAUCGGCUUUUGGAUCACUGCCAAGCAUUAAAGCGUUAUUUGCUACUGGGACAGGGUGACUUUAUUCAAUAUUUAAUGGAUCUUCUAGGACCGGAGCUGUCAAAGCGUGGAGCACAAGUCUACCGCCAUACGCUGACAAACGUUCUGGAAACAGCGCUAAAUGCUUCGAACGCAAAGUUUGAGUCUCCAGAUAUUUUAGGGCGUCUAGACGUUGAACUACUGCAGGGAUCAUCAGCGGACACUGGUUGGGAUAUCUUCUGCUUGCACUACAACCUGCAAGCGCCAGUGAAUAGUGUCAUUCCUGCGUCUUCGAUGCUGCAAUACCAGCAAAUCUUCGACUUUUUGUGGCGAAUGAAGCGCGUUGAGCAUUCACUGUCUGCAUCUUGGUCAAAGGAUAUGAAUCUUGGGCAUGAGGUCCAGGGCUGUGUGCCUGGUAUUAGACCUGUGCUUCACAGGAGCCAACUCGUGCGAUCGGAGAUGAUCCACUUUAUAACGAACCUUUUGAACUACAUUAUGUUCGAGGUUCUGGAGACGGCGUGGCAUAAGUUGGUGAAAGAUCUGAACGCUGCCAAAGACUUAGAUGGCCUCAUCGAAAGCCACGCGGCGUACAUAACCUCCAUCAAGAAGAACGGCUUUAUGAUGAAGGACUCACGAGACCUUCUGAAACAGCUGAAGCUCAUCUUUGCAACGAUCAUCCGAUUCUGCAAGGCACAGGAGAAUUUAUACACGACUGCGAUGCACGAAAAGCACGUGGAGGAGAGGCAUCAGCAACUGAUGCAGCACCAGGAGCUUGGCAGCUCGUGGGGAAUACCAGAGGAAGAUGAGUACAGUGUGCGAGCAGAACGAGACACGUUUGGGUCCAACUCGAAGAUCUUGCGGCAGAUCGAAGAAAUCGCGGAAGACUUCAGCGGCCAGUUCCUAGAACUCCUCGAAAUCGUCAAGAAGAACUCAGUUCGAGGAUCACAAAGUCUUUCGUUCCUCAUGUCCCGCUUCGAUUUCAACGAAUUCUACUUAAAAAAGACUACGCCUGUUAUGGAUGCAGACGAAUAG